Molecule: messenger RNA, 838 nt
Organism: Mizuhopecten yessoensis (Yesso scallop)
Lineage: Eukaryota; Metazoa; Mollusca; Bivalvia; Pectinida; Pectinidae
Product: cadherin-6-like
Exons: 3
Coding region: 1-750 (249 amino acids)
Biological process (GO): homophilic cell-cell adhesion
Cellular component (GO): cell-cell junction; membrane
Molecular function (GO): calcium ion binding
Source: RefSeq, a predicted model, not a curated record
AUGAAACUAUGGACAGCUGGUGUCAUCAGACCAUCGCAGGUGAUUGACUACGAGGAGUUGCUGGCUAAAGGAACUACAUCAUUUAAUGUCGCCGUGACAGCGAACGAUGGGCGAGAAGAUUCGGUCACCAAAUACUUCACUUUAGCUGUCACAGACGUUAACGAACCACAGACGGGAUUUUCACAGACUACAUAUCAAAUUACAGGAGUAGAGACUACCACGACUUUCCCGGACCUCAAUCACACUUUGGCCAAUUCUGUGAUAGACGUUGACGACACACGUGACACACAGACGCUUACCAUGGACUGUGGGACCACAACGGUGUUGUUUGCUAUGGACCCCACCACGGGCCGCGUCACCAAGACCGAUGAAUACGAUCUCGACGCUACACAACAGACGACAGACACCGUGGCGUGCGUUGUGACAGCAACUGACGCAGCGGGACACACUGCCACAACAAACCUAAACAUCAUCAUCAAUGAGGAGAACGAUAACCCGCCCGUGCUGAAUCAGGACACGUACACUUACUUCCUGCCAAUCAACACUGGGGCGGGGUCACAGUUCGGGCCCUUCUCUUCCACCGAUGCCGACGUCCUGACCGACCACACCGAUACCACGUACACAUUGACUGGGGGGUCGGGGCUGUUUGGAUUUACGGAUUGCUGCAGGUACCUAAUCAUGGAUAUUACAUCAUUGUAUCUUCAUUCUCAAUGGUUGACUCAUAAUCACACUGAGGUCGGUAAUUUGUGAUAUUAACUCGGUGUUACUAUUGUUAGAAACACCCGAUGAAUAUUCUCUUUACGACGUCACUUCAAUUGUUACGUCAUAAUGCUGUCUG